This is a messenger RNA of Anopheles marshallii, 1629 nucleotides long. RefSeq names its product WD repeat-containing protein 37 (gene Wdr37). The coding region runs from base 1 to 1629 and encodes 542 amino acids. The transcript has 3 exons. NCBI's taxonomy places the organism in Eukaryota, Metazoa, Arthropoda, Insecta, Diptera, Culicidae. Gene Ontology annotation, molecular function: protein binding. Gene Ontology annotation, cellular component: preribosome, large subunit precursor. The record is from RefSeq and is a predicted model, not a curated record.
AUGGCUUUAGAUUUGCUUGGUCGUCAGAAAAUGCCAUUAGAUGGAUCCUCGUCGAAGCAACCUGCGGUCGGCUCUUCCUCGGCUAGUGGAGGUUCCGCCGGGGUUGGUACUACGGCAGGCGUCGUGGGACCAGCUGGAGUUGCUGGGGUUGGUGUGGGAGGAAGUGCCACUGGACCGGCAGUAACGGGUGCGACGGCCGGUUGUGUCAGCGGGACCUCCGUCAUGGGCAAACAGCUAACCGCAAAACGCUCAUUAAAGCUGGGCAGUUUGGCGGAAGACAUAAUGCCUGGAUCGUUGGGAGGAGGCGAGGAACCGUUCCGAGCACGACUGCAUCAUCUGUUUUCGCAGAUCGAGAAGGAGUUUGAACUAUUGCAUGUAGAAAACAUGAGCUUGCGUGAAAAGUUGGAAGCUGUCGCUGGAACUCCGCGUGAUUCAACCGUCGGUGAGAGGCUUCCUAUGCAGGACGCAUUCGAGGUGGAUGGAUCGGUAAAUAAGAGCUUCAAAUCGAAGCUUGGCAGUGCAGGCAGCAAAGUAAAGGCGGGCCACAAGCUGCGAGCACAGACGAGUCGCAUCGUUUCAAGCUUCAAGGCUCAGUCCGUCGUCAGUUCGCUAGUGCGCGAAUUCUGCGGCCACAAGGACGGUGUUUGGCAGGUCAGCACGAAAGCCGGUCAGCCUAUCAUCGGCACCGCUUCGGCCGAUCACAGUGCAUGCAUUUGGGGCAUCGAUACGGGACGAUGUCUGCUGCAAUAUCAGGGCCACAGUGGAUCGGUCAACUCGAUCAAGUUUCAUCCGACGCGUGACAUUGUGCUGACUGGCAGUGGAGAUGCCACCGCUCAAAUAUGGCAAGCUGCCGUGAACUGGGAGGUACCGGCACGAAAGGGUCAUUCCUCGGAGGAGGAACUCGAAGAAGAGGAGGAAGGACCGUACGAAGAAAAGGAACGGAUUGAUGUGUUGCGGACGCCGUUGUGUGAAUUUUCCGGCCCCGGAGGACAUACGGCGGUGGUGGUAGCAGCCGACUGGCUACCCGGUGGAGAUCAGGUCAUAACGGCCAGCUGGGAUCGGACAGCGAUUCUGUGGGACGUGGAAACACGGGAGCCGUUGCAUCCACUGUGCGGCCACGAUCACGAGCUGACCCACGCGUCGGCCCAUCCGAGCCAACGGCUCGUUGUGACUGCUUCACGCGAUUCCACUUUCCGGCUGUGGGAUUUCCGUGACCCCAUUCCGGCGGUUUCAGUUUUCCAAGGACACACUGAAAAUGUAACCUCUACAGUAUUCACACGUGAUGACAAGGUAGUCUCCGGAUCAGAUGACCGUUCGGUGAAGGUAUGGGAGCUGCGUAACAUGCGGUCUGCGCUUACAACCAUCCGCACGGAUUCCGCCGUGAAUCGGUUGGCCGUGUCGGCCAGCGGUGUGAUCGCCAUCCCGCACGAUAAUCGCCAUAUUCGGCUGUUCGAUCUGAACGGACAGCGCAUUGCCCGGUUACCCCGUACGAGCCGCCAAGGCCAUCGACGUAUGGUAUCCGCGGUCGCCUGGACCGAGGAUAUCAGCUCAAACUGCAAUCUCUUCUCGAGCGGUUUCGAUCGGCGAGUGUUAGGCUGGGGCGUUUGCUUGCCACCCAAAGACAACUGA